Stylophora pistillata is the source of this 4801-nucleotide messenger RNA. RefSeq lists its product as uncharacterized. Gene Ontology annotation, cellular component: extracellular matrix. The record is from RefSeq and is a predicted model, not a curated record. Gene Ontology annotation, molecular function: extracellular matrix structural constituent. NCBI's taxonomy places the organism in Eukaryota, Metazoa, Cnidaria, Anthozoa, Scleractinia, Pocilloporidae.
UUCGUUCACCACUCAGCUCAUAGCCUGAUCGCGAACCGCGCCUCAAGCGACUGCCAUCGCAUCCACCAUUAUUGUCUUAUAGUGGCAUUGUAAGGUCCAAAGAUUGGUGUUUAGUGCUCUGAAGCAUCUUACACCAGCUAGGGCGGCCAAAGAAGGCUUACUGCCACCAUGUUUUCCUCCGCUGCGAUUAGGACAUUUCUAAUUGGAAUUUCAUUAUUUAUUCUCGUAGAGGCGCAAGAUCCUCUACCUACAUUUCCUCCCAUACCAGGAAACCCAGGUUCUCGAGGAGCAAAUGGUGAUCCAGGUGAUCGUGGAGAGCCAGGACCUGUGGGCGAAGAAGGACCCCAAGGAUAUGAUGGUAAUCCAGGAAGACCUGGUCCAAGAGGUGAUCCAGGAGAGAUCGGACCUGCUGGACCAGAGGGGCCUCCAGGAGGUGCAAUUGGAGCUAUUGGGGAAAAAGGACCUGAACCUGGUCCUUUGAAAGGCAUCAAAGGUGAACCUGGAACUCCGGGUGCAAGAGGGCCCCCAGGAAACCCAGGAAAACGUGGACCACUAGGGCAAGCAGGUGCACAAGGAGAGCGUGGUAGAUCAGGAGAGCCAGGACCCCCUGGUCGUCCUGGCCAACCUGGACCCCAAGGGCAACCUGGAGAGGAUGGCAGUGAUGGUGACUCUGGAGAAACUGGAGAAACUGGAGAGCCUGGUCCACCUGGUUCACCAGGUCCACCAGGAGCACCUGGUAUGUCUGGUGAUGUGGGUUUCAAAGGAGACCAGGGAGAAAAAGGAUCAAAAGGAAGUAAAGGAAACCAGGGAGUUCCUGGUGAAAGGGGAUCUCCUGGUCUUGCUGGAAAAUCUGGUUUCGAUGGACGACCUGGAGACCCUGGACUGCGUGGUGUCACAGGAAAACCUGGCAGACAAGGACCAGUGGGUCUCAGGGGAAGUGAAGGACCCCCAGGACAGCAAGGACGACCGGGUCAAAGAGGACCGAGAGGGGUUCCAGGUUCACCAGGUAUUCCAGGAGCCAAGGGUGAUGCUGGCGAACAAGGCAUUCAAGGUGCACCUGGAGAAGCAGGUGAACCAGGUCCUCCAGGUGAAAUAGGAGCAAAGGGUGAUAAUGGACGUGAUGGAGCACCAGGCAGAAGUGGAGUGCCAGGAGAGAAAGGAUCAGUGGGUCUCACUGGAGAACAAGGUCCAUCAGGUCAACCAGGAGCUCCUGGAAAUGCUGGUGUUCCAGGUGCGCAAGGAAGGUCAGGUCCCCCUGGCGACAGAGGACGAGCUGGUCGCCCAGGAAUGCGAGGAAGAAAGGGAGAAAAAGGAGGCCAAGGAACCCCAGGUACACCUGGUCAAACUGGACCUUCUGGCCCUGUUGGCAAACGGGGUCGAACUGGAUCACCAGGCCCUCCCGGUCCAGUCGGUGCACCAGGUCCUCAGGGUCCUUCUGGUCUUCGCGGAUCACCUGGUCCUGACGGUACACCCGGUCGAAAGGGAUCAACUGGUUCACCGGGUGAGAAUGGUUUCAAUGGAGCAAAGGGAGAUAAGGGAUCUGCAGGUGCACGUGGUGAACCAGGGCAACUUGGUGCAAAGGGACCCACAGGUCAACCAGGAGUACCCGGACGAGAUGGCAAAACUGGCGCGCCAGGUGACCCAGGAGCAGAUGGCUCACCAGGAGCUCCUGGCCAACAGGGUCCACAAGGAAACCCUGGGCCUAGUGGAUUGACUGGAAGAAAAGGAUCAAUGGGAGAACCAGGUGUAGAUGGUGAACCAGGAGCCCCAGGUCCUCAAGGAGCCAAGGGUGAAACUGGAGGACCAGGAAGGCGUGGUCUGACCGGCAUUCCAGGAAAACAGGGAAGGCAAGGUGAACGAGGAGAAAGAGGACAAACUGGCCCACAGGGACCUCAGGGAGCCCCUGGCAGUCAGGGACCACCAGGGCUACCUGGAAAGCCCGGAGAAACUGGAUCACCAGGGGAGAGUGGAGUGGAUGGAACUCCAGGAACAAGGGGUGAACGUGGCUCGCAAGGAGAUCGUGGACCUCCAGGUGUUGCUGGUUCCUCUGGAGACCCUGGUGAGCCAGGAGUACCUGGUGCUGAUGGCAAAGCUGGAGAGAGAGGUCUUCAAGGCCCACCUGGCCCAGCUGGUUCCCCUGGUCUGGCUGGUUUACCAGGACAACAAGGACGGCGAGGUCCCCCUGGAGCAAAGGGUGCAAAGGGAGAUGGUGGACCAACUGGAGAACGGGGAGCAGAUGGGAAGAAUGGAGAGCCGGGACAAGAUGGAAUGCCAGGACCUGCUGGUCCUCCAGGCCCACCAGGAGAAAAGGGUGAAGAUGGUGUGAAUGGUCAAGAUGGCACUCCUGGUAGCCGUGGCGAUACUGGACCUCAAGGUCCUCCAGGAAAUCCUGGUCAACCUGGAAGACCAGGACGAUUGGGACCCUCAGGCCCUCCUGGGCCCGAAGGCCCACGCGGACCACGUGGAGAUUCGGGUUUGAAAGGGCCUCCUGGACCCCCAGGACGGUCAGGACCCACUGGAACAAUAGGUCAGAUAGGUGAACCUGGGCCUAAGGGAAGAAAAGGAGUUCAAGGAAUGCCGGGAAAAGAAGGUGUCCCGGGAUCUCCAGGAAAACCAGGGCAAGCAGGCCCUCCUGGACCUCCAGGAGUGGCUGGACCAUCGGGCAGAGAUGGUGCAAAUGGACAAAAGGGUGCAGCUGGAGAACCAGGCCGACCUGGUAAAGAUGGCCUUCCUGGGCUUCCCGGUAACAAUGGAAAAGAUGGUGAGCCUGGACCUCCAGGAUCUGAUGGUGGACCGGGAGAAGUUGGGCAUCCAGGACCUUCCGGACCAAAGGGUGACAGAGGACCAAUGGGACCCCCUGGCGCACCCGGAACUGGAGGAAGUCCAGGAGCACAAGGACCCAAAGGUGACUCAGGUCCCCCGGGCCGAAAUGGACGCAGCGGUUCACCUGGUUCACCCGGAGGUCGUGGUCCACCGGGACCAAAGGGUGAAGCAGGUAAUCCUGGAGCGAACGGCAGCAAUGGAAGAAAUGGUACGGAUGGUAUAAACGGACGACCAGGUUUGAAGGGAGAACGAGGUGCCCCAGGAGAACCAGGAAAAGCAGGAGACCCAGGUCCUGCUGGUAUUGAGGGACCAAAGGGAGAUCAAGGACCACGGGGAUCCCAGGGAGAAAAGGGACGUCGUGGAAGUGAUGGUGUUCCUGGCAAACGAGGCGAUCCUGGUGCCCCGGGAAAUCAAGGACCUCAAGGAGAGAAAGGUGACACUGGUCUACCUGGCGAAAAGGGAGACAAAGGUUGGACGGGACCUAAAGGAGCGACUGGACCUGAUGGCCCACAGGGCGAGAGAGGACCACCAGGUGUUGACGGAGUAGAUGGACCUCCAGGACUUAGGGGGCCACCAGGAGCAAGAGGAAAUCCCGGUCCACCAGGAAGAAACGGAACAGCGGGUGAACCAGGCAUGAAAGGACCUGAUGGUGACCCUGGAGAGGCGGGAAAUGAGGGACCUGGGGGAUACAAAGGACCACGCGGGCCUCCAGGACCUCCGGGACCUCCCGGUGAGCCAGGCCGUCCAGGAUUACUCGAAUACUUGACUACUGCAAACAUUGAAAAAGGUCCAGGAUUCCGUUUAUACUCAAGCAGCAGAAAGGAAAUGCCAACUCAAGAAAUUAAGCCUAUGGAUAUACUUAGAGGAUUGGAUGCAAAAGAAAAAGAAAUCGAUUUGAAAAUAAAACCAGACGGUACCAGAAAAUAUCCUGCAAGAACGUGUUACGAUCUGUUCCUUGAUCACAAGAGUUACAAGAACGGUAUGUUCUGGAUCGAUCCUAACGGUGGAACAAUCAAGGAUGCCAUCUGGGUGUUCUGUGAUAAGGGCAAGAAUUCGUCGUGUGUCUAUCCCAAGAACUCGAAAAUCUCUGACCUUACAAUCAAAGCACAAUUCCAGGACAAGGAAGACAAGUGGCUGAGCCAAGCUUUUAAAGAAAGUGAAGAGACCGAAUUGAUUGAAUACGACGCCCACUACACACAGCUUAACUUCCUGAAGACAUUUAGCAACUAUGCUAAUCAGAACAUCACCUACGCCUGCCGUAACUCCAUGGCUUGGGAAGAUGGAAGAUACUCCAUCAAACUCAAGGGCUCUAAUGAAAUGGAAUAUCACGCCACAUCUAAGACCUCGCUCAGACCUAAAGUACUCUCCAACGGAUGCAUGCAAAGCGAUUCUACGGGUAAAUGGGAAAAGACAGUUCUAGAGAUUGAUACCAGAGAGAGGAAUAGACUACCAAUCAUGGAUGUUUCAGCCUAUGACAUCGGCGGUAAAGAACAAGACUUCAAGCUUGAAAUUGGACCAGCCUGUUUCCAUCAUACCGUCCUAACCCGUACGGCUUAGCGUUUGGUAGCCACCUGUAUAUUGUGUUUUAAUAUUUCGACGUUUGAUGACAAAGGCAGUCGAUGGAAUCUAAGGAUUAAACAUGAGUUAGAUGUAGCGGAGAGAACUUAUAUCAAGCCUCGCAAGGCACUGCUUUGCCUAAUCACAAAUCUCCUCCGAGUCUGAAUAAAAUUUUUUCUAUUAUAUUUGUUGUUGGUUUUUACUCAGCCUGUUAUUGCAGUUUAAAAGUUUUAUAGUAUGUGUUUGAAAGGAGUUUCGUUGCUAUAUAAAUAAACUGAAAGCUCACUCGUAUUUUAUUUUUGUGCUGAACGAAUUUUGUAGUAAUAUAAGUGAAGUUGUGGCAUCUACAGUGAUAGAACUAGAAGCGAUGAAAGGUGAGCUGUAUUAAUAGAAAAUAAAACAAAAUUUGUGAUCAUGCCAA